Molecule: messenger RNA, 3059 nt
Organism: Polyodon spathula (Mississippi paddlefish)
Lineage: Eukaryota; Metazoa; Chordata; Actinopteri; Acipenseriformes; Polyodontidae
Product: nuclear receptor subfamily 2 group F member 6-like
Exons: 4
Coding region: 1631-2797 (388 amino acids)
Biological process (GO): anatomical structure development; negative regulation of transcription by RNA polymerase II; cell differentiation
Molecular function (GO): RNA polymerase II cis-regulatory region sequence-specific DNA binding; zinc ion binding; nuclear receptor activity
Source: RefSeq, a predicted model, not a curated record
CUGGCCACAACAGCAGCCCUGUUCUUUUCAGUUCAUUUAAUUUAUUCUCCCAAAGCAAAAAAAAACCAAAACAACAACAACUAAUUUCUCUAGCAUUCUCUGGCCACUGGCUGGCUCACAACAUCACAACAUUGGUUGGCCGGCACUACAGUGCUGCUUCUGUCUGAUUAACAGGAACCAGAAAAGAGAGAGAGAGAGGGAGAGAGGGAGGGUGUCAGACACAUUCGAUAAACAGUGAGCUUUCUCCUUUCUAAUUGAGAAACCAAGACAGGGUUUGUCUUGUUUUUUCGUUUUUUUUGUUUUUUUUUGCAGGGAAGGAACAGAAGACUCUCCUGCUGUGUGGAAUGAGCUGGAGUGGUUGCCGCAGCGUUAGGCCUUGUUUUAUUACAAACAAGCCCUAGGACACAGAAAGGAGUUCCUUGAACUUUGCUCCUGUUUGGACACACACACAGAUAGCUGUUUCGCUGGAUUUCUGAGGCCCUGAUAAGCUUUGUUUGUUUUUUACAAUCUUCCGGAGAGAGCUGUGCUCGUUGGAGACUAAAAGAAGGCAGUCUUCAGUUAUUGCUCUGUUCUGUGGUUCUCAGAACUGACCUGGAAGACAAAAAGAAAACUGAAAAAGGGGAGAGGAAGUUUGGGUCCUGCUCUGCAGUGCAACUUUUCACAGAGGAUUUUUUGACAAUAAACCACAGUGGAAAAAUGGAGGCAGAAUUUUUGUCCUUCAUGUUUUUCUAAAGGCAAAAACUUCCUGGAGAAAAAGAAAAGUUUUUAAUUUUUGUGGAAAAAACAGCCUUUCUUGUUGAGUGAGAAAGGGGUGUAGUAAACCGAUACUGUCUUCUGUCAGAUUUCAAGAUACUGCUUUCCCCCUCUCACAGAAGGAACUGGUUUGACUCGUUCGUCAGAGCUUGGCUUAACCCUGUUGAACCCUUUCUUGCUUUUGUUCAGUUGAGAGGAACUUUGCUGGGGUUGUGCAAUUUAGUGUAAUUUAUUGUUUCCUGUGAAAAGCAGUUUAUGCCUGUUCCUUACACUGGGAACCUGUUGUGCUUGAACUGCGGAGGUUAGGGGCGGUGAGCUGCAAAGGAGGCUGGCUAAGUGACUGCACUUUGGAUCUGGCAAAAUAAGGACGUUGGCUUAAGUGGUGGUUUGCUUGUGUGUACUCUUGGCAGCAAGACUGAAAAGCAUGUGGCUUUAGGGAAACUGCUCUGCCUUACCCUUAAAUAUAGUUUUUAGCUGUUGUGUGUGUAUGUGUGCGUGCGUGUGAGUGCGCGUGUCUGGCUUCCUGGUGUGUUUGGUAUUUAAAGACUGCAAGCUUUGUUUAUCCAGAGUGAUCUCUUCCUGAUCUGAGCAGCAUGUGUGCAGUUAGGCACCAGCGGUAAGCUAGGGGGAGGUUAGAGGACUCUUAACUAUGGUGCAUUAAGAGCAUCUGGGGAUUUGAACACAAGGGCAGUUUAGUACCGCCAGUCUUACAUUUUGCACCACAGGAUUAGACACUAGCUUGGGUCAACUGAGACUUCAGCUGGUGCUGUACACCUCUAGUUUGGACAGCAACUAAAAGGAGAACUGAAAAGCCCAGUAGCUGCAGGGAACAUCCCCCCCCCCCCCCCCCCCCCCUCCAGUUUGGACUCAGAGCGGUAUGGCAAUGGUGAGCGGGGGAUGGGGCGACCCAAACGGAGAGACCAACGGCCUGGGAGAGAAGGGCUACGUGCGGGAAGAUGAGGAGGGGUCCCCCCAGGCCGGGGGCAGCGAUGCGGAGGCCGUGGUGGACGACAGGGGCUGUGCGGUGGACUGCGGAGUCUGUGGGGACAAGUCGAGCGGGAAGCACUACGGCGUGUUCACCUGCGAGGGCUGCAAAAGCUUCUUCAAGAGGAGCAUCAGACGCAACCUCAGCUACACCUGCAGAUCAAACCGGGACUGCCAGAUCGACCAGCACCACCGGAACCAGUGCCAGUACUGCCGGCUCAAGAAGUGCUUCCGGGUUGGGAUGCGCAAAGAAGCCGUCCAGAGGGGUCGCAUCCCUCCGUCCCACUUGGGAAUCAGCCCCACAUCCACCCCAGGGGGGGACUUCUUGAACGGGCAGCCGGUCUCGGAGCUCAUCUCCCAGCUCCUGCGGGCCGAGCCCUACCCCAGCGGGCGCUACGGCUCCCAGUACAACCCGCAGCAGGGGGGCAGCGUGAUGGGCAUCGACAGCAUCUGCGAGCUGGCGGCGCGGCUGCUUUUCAGCACCAUCGAGUGGGCGCGCAGCAUUCCCUUCUUCCCCGAGCUGCCCGUGUCAGAGCAGGUGGCACUGCUGCGACUCAGCUGGAGCGAGCUGUUCAUCCUCAACGCUGCCCAGUCCGCCCUGCCCCUGCACAUGGCCCCCCUGCUGGCCGCGGCCGGCUUUCACUCCUCCCCCAUGUCCGCGGAGCGUGUCGUGUCAUUCAUGGACCAGGUGCGGGUGUUCCAGGACCAGGUGGAGAAGUUGAGUCGCCUGCAGGUUGACUCGGCCGAGUACAGCUGUCUCAAAGCCAUCGCGCUCUUCUCCCCAGACGCCUGCGGGCUCACAGACCCGGUUCACGUGGAGAGCCUGCAGGAGAAGGCCCAGGUCGCUCUGACGGAGUAUGUGAGGGCUCAGUACCCGGGGCAGCCCCAGCGCUUCGGCCGGCUGCUGCUCAGGCUGCCCGCGCUUCGAGCCGUGCCCGCAUCCCUCAUCUCACAGCUCUUCUUCAUGAGGCUGGUGGGCAAGACGCCCAUCGAGACCCUGAUUCGAGACAUGCAGCUGUCUGGCAGCUCCAUCAGCUGGCCCUACGCCCCGGGGCAGUAACCUGAGGGGGGUGGGAGGAGCUGCACCAGGGCAAUGUCAAUAUAGAUACACUUCGGCACAGCGGUGCAUUAACUACACUGCUUUUAGUUUAUAGUGGAGGAGAGUGUCUGUUAUAAAUGCAAUUCCUUGGUUUGUGUUAAUCGCAUCUUCUUUAGCCUUCUGUCAGCUCUAAGCUGUAUCAGACAGAAAGACUUCAAUACUAACAGUAAAACCAUUUGUCUGCUACAUUCCCUAAUUGUACUUUCUGAAGCCUACCUCACUU